Pseudophryne corroboree (corroboree frog) is the source of this 2457-nucleotide messenger RNA. RefSeq names its product putative nuclease HARBI1. Bases 1128 to 2264 code for a protein of 378 amino acids. The record is from RefSeq and is a predicted model, not a curated record. The transcript is spliced from 3 exons. Lineage: Eukaryota; Metazoa; Chordata; Amphibia; Anura; Myobatrachidae.
AUUGGGAGGGAUUCAGAAGCACAUAGCGAAUCUGCAGCAUCUGCACAUUGUCAUCAUCAUCAGUUUGGAUUAGUGUUCACAAUUAAUCUGCCUCCUGUGAGUAGCAUUGGACUCAUUAGCACAAACACACUUAGUGUCAUUUGCUAACACUUGCACACCCUCUGUAAUAAUAGCAGCACUUCUCUCUAAUAAUAAUAAUAAUAACUUUUAUGUACAAGGCGCCAUAAUUUGUAUGAAUAGGCACGUGUCAAAAUAAUAGAGUAUAAGUACAAUGCACAAAGUUAAAGGACAGAAGAAGACAAGGCUAGGGAAGAAUAACAGGGAUGAAGGCUGUAGCUGUGAGACCUUACAUACCCAGGGGUCUAUUUACUAAGCCUUGGAGAGAGAUAAAGUGGAGAGAGAUAAAGUACCAGCCAGUCAUCUCCAAACUGCCAUGUUACAGGUUGUGUUUGAAAAAUAACAGGUAGGAGUUGGUUGGUUGGUUGGUACUUUAAGGGGUAUAUGCAAUUGCGGUCGAAUUCCAGAAAAAGUCGAAUUCCGGAACGAAUUUGCCUCAAAAAAACAAUUCGCCUAUGCAGUACAGUACUUUAUCGCAAAAAAACGGACAUUCAAAAUUCGACUUUUGUCAAUUCGACUUUUUUCGCAUUCGACUUUUCUGCAAUGGUAUAGAUGCUGCAAUUCGCCCAAAGCAUAUUCAAUUCAAGUUUGGAAAUUCGCCUGCAGUGCUUUUCGACCGCAAAUUCGCCUAUUUUAGUCCGCCUCAGUUGACUGGCGGGAUCUAAAAAAAAAUUUUUAGUACAUGUUUUUUUUGGAUAUUUGAGGAUUGCUAGUAGCAUAUCUAUUUAUAUUUGAAAGGAUUAUCUACUUGGUUUGUCUUUUUUUGCUUCACAAGUAUUAUUUAAUUGAUUUUUUAAAGGAAUAUUUUUUUCUUCAAUCUCCUGAGGGAAAUUUACCCAUGAUUCCACAGUUUUUCCCAGGAUACACUUCUGCAAAGCCCCUCCUAUCUCCUCACUCCCAGGUUUGAGACUACAGGGAGAAGGAGCCAUUUUACAGUCAGCUCUGUGGAAUCGUUUUUUUAGGAAAAUUCCUGCGUUUUAAAACACAUUCUUAUUUUUGUACUGACUACAAUGAUGGAGCCUUUUUCUGACCAGAUUGUGAUGUUCAUGCUGGCUGCAAGCAUGAUGGAGGAAGAAAGUGCUGAUGAACAUCAGGAUCCAGGUCAGCAAAUGUCUGCAUUGGGUGAGCCAGUAUUGCGGGUUUCAUUUCCACGUCCACGCCAGUAUCGCACUAGGCGUGAACUGGAGGAUCUCAGCGAGUUCGAGGUGAUACAAAAUUAUCGCUUAUCGACUCGCGACAUAUAUUCGCUGUACGCUCUGUUGGAGGCCGACUUGGAACCUCGGGCACGGACAAAUCGUGCAAUCAGCGGUUUUCAGAAACUGCUGGGGACGUUACAUUUUUUGGCGUCAGGCACAUUCCAGCCUACACUGUCUCAAACAUGCGGUUUUUCACAGUCGACACUGUCGCGCUGUAUAACCCAGGUCAUUAGGGCUUUCCGCAAAUUGACGAUCCAGUACAUCACAUUUCCAGAGACGGACAGCGAAUGUCGUGAGAUCAAAUUAGGCUUUUUCAACAAAUACAAAUUUCCCAAUGUGCUGGGCGCGAAUGACUGUACCCACGUGCAGAUCAGACCGCCACGGAAUUCAGAGGAAUGUUUUCGGAACCGAAAACAGUUCCAUUCCCUGAACGUGCAGGCGGUCUGUGAUGUAAACAUGAGAUUUUUGAACAUUUUUGUGGGAUUUCCUGGAUCAUCUCACGACUCCUUCAUCCUAAGCCAGUCAUCGCUGUUUGACAAGUUUGAAACAGGAAACAUGCCUGGUGGCUGGCUGUUAGGCGAUGCGGGUUAUCCAAACAAACCGUGGCUGUUGACCCCAUUGUCUAAUCCUGUUGGUAGAGCAGAAAAACGUUACCAAGAGACACACAUUGCAUCGAGGGGAGUAAUUGAGCGUGCCUUCGGUGUACUUAAAAGCCGGUUUCGAUGUUUAGACACUUCCGGCGGUGCUCUUUUGUACUCACCGUCGAAGGUUUGCGGCAUGGUAAAUGCAUGUUGUAUUUUACACAACAUAUGUGUCGCAAACCGUUUGCCGGUGACUCUUCGUCGCAGUGCUUUCCGACGCGGGAACCGGUCUUCUGCUCUACCGGUGGGUAUGGACGAAGGAGAGGAUUCCCGGCGGACAUUGAUCCAAAAUUAUUUUGCAGUUGCCUAGUUUUACAUCCUGUUGAUGUAUAUCCCCAGGCCAUGUUUGUACAGUUCGUUACCCCGUUUUAUCCUGUUGUUGGGUUCCCGCAAAUAUUUGAUCCUUUUAUCCAACUCUACCAUGGGUGAACCUACUGGUGAUGUGGACCUGACCCUCCGCCAUGUAGCAGACAACCCCCCCUCAGGUGAGAUGUAUUGCCCAA